AGCUCCGACUCAGCUCGUGCAAUUCUUCUGCGCGUUUCCUGACCCUCCUUCUGCGCGUUUCCUGACCAUGGCGGUGGUUGAAGUUCGUGGAACAGGUGGCAUGCUCAGCCAGGCGGAAGAGGGCAUGAAGCUCUUUGCGCAAGUGGCCUCAGCGGCAGAGUACGACCGAGCAGCUGCCGAUAAGUACAAGGCGGAAGUCGAGGCCCGUAUCUCCGCCUUGGAAGCCGAAGCUGCUGUGCUCAAUGGCAAGGACAAUAAGAAGGAGCGGGCAGCAAAGGGCAAAGAGGCGGCUCAGCUGAAGGCCGAGCAGUGCUACGUGGACGCCUGCAAGAUCGUCAAGGGACUGGAACCCAAGUUCGGCCAUUUCGUGACCAAGGCUGCGGAGGUGUUUGUGGCUCAGAAGGCUGUCCAGGAGGAGACAAAGGAGAAGGCCAAGAAGGAGAUCAAGAAGGAGACUAAGAAGGAAUCGGCAGGCCUCAGCCCCGCGGAAACCAAGGAGCUGGAUGACUUGAAGCAGGCAAUCGUGGAGAGGAAGGCAAUCCUGAAGGAGCAAGGCAUGAGCGGUGGUCAGCAGAACAAGGAUGAAGAGGUUGUCAAGAUGGUCAACCGAAUGACCGAGUUGAAGGAGAAGCUGGACCCUGGAAGCACCAAGAAGGAGAAGGAUGCCAAGAAGGACUCCAAGAAGAAAACCCCGCUGAGCGCUGAAGAGCAGAAGGACUUCGCCAAGCUCCAGGGCGAGAUUGAGAUCUACAAGGCCAAGCUGCGAACGGAGUUCGGAUACAGCAACAAGGAGAUGAAGGCAGACCCAGAUCUCAAGGACAUGGAGGCUCGACUGGCAGCCUUCGAAAAGCGCAGCUGAGAGGAGCACGCAGGGCUGGCAGCGCAGACGGCGUACUGCCGCCACGCCCGAAUAUGGCUACCCAUAUUGUUCAUAGCAAAUUCGCCCAGCGUUUGUCUGUGAUUGUCCACGCAGCUACUCCGACUUGUACACGCUCUCACAUUGCUCACAGACAGACUG
Effrenium voratum is the source of this 1018-nucleotide messenger RNA. The record is from the annotation of a GenBank genome assembly. NCBI's taxonomy places the organism in Eukaryota, Dinophyceae, Suessiales, Symbiodiniaceae.